GAGAGUUCUGGUAAAAAUGCCUGAAUUUUUCAAUAUUCGGGACUGAGAAGGACAAGUGGAAACGGGUGCAGCCAAUAGCCUGUCGGGGUUGCUGGGCGGCGAGGGGUAUUUCUGGGGUCUUCAGCCUUCGGUUUACCUCUGUCGUUACACCUCUUCCAGGGUUAACUGCUCCUUUUACUUUAGGAUCGGGGCCUGCCGAAAUGGGGAUCAGUGCUCCUGGCUUCACGACAAACUUUCAUGCUGGUGAGACUUGGCACGCAGCCUGGAGGGUUAACGCCUCCCGGCUGUCGCUCUCCUGCUGUCCAUCAUCCGAGGUCCCGCCUUUUCCGGAUUUCUUAGGCCCACCCUACCGUCCGGCUUUUUUCUAGUCGGACUUCUGCCAGUUCCUUCCUUAACCUACACACCUCGGUUGUCUCUCACUUCUUGGUCCUCCCUCUGCUGGUUUCCUUAGGGACAUGCAUCGCUGAUGCACUCAAGAUGCUUAGGCUUCUUCCCAACACCUUUGCACAUAACCCUGCUUUCUCUGCUCAAGCCCUAUUCACACAAUGGUGCUGCUCAACCUGUACCGGAAUCCACAGAACACCGCCCGAACCGCAGACGGAUCACACUAGAGGCACCAUUUCUUGGGGGCAGGACGGACUGUCCUCUGCAGGCCACCUCCUGAUUCCAAGUCACGUGUGCGAUGUAGAGGUGCAAGAACAUUAUGAUAACUUAUUUGAGGUGAGGAUUGCCAGAAAUGGGGUGAAUUGUGUGCCAAGAGUUCAGCUGAACACCUGCUAGUCUCCGCAGGAGUGAUCAUGGAACUGCAGGAGAAGUUCAGGGAGACUGAAGAGAUGAGUUUGUGUGACAACUUGGGGGACCACCUUAUGGGCAAUGUCUGUGUCAAUGUGCCUGCUUUCCCCCCAUUAGAGGCCAGAGUUGGAGACAUUUGAGUGCCUAAAGGUCACCAUUUAAGCCUCCUAGUUUGAGGUCCAUCAAUAAAUGCAGUCCAGUCCCAGAGCUGCUUACAAAUCCCCUGGAGGUUUCUGAGUUUGACUACCAAACCUGACCUACUUCCGGCAUGAAGAGGAUGCUGAGUGGGCAGUAGCUGAACUCAGUAACCGCUGGUUCAGUGGGCAGACUCUGCAUGCUGAUGUCUCCUGUCACCGACUUCCUGGAGUCAUGCUGUCAGCAGUAUGAGAUGGGGUAUGGCAGUAAGAGGGUGGGAUGGGCACCUGGAGUUCCAGACUCCUGUGUGUGUGUGUGUUGGUCCCUUUCCAUCCAUCCAUCCAUCCAUCCUCAACCCAGAGGUAGCUUUUGCAACUUCAUGCAUCUGCGACCUGCCCCCUGGAACUUCUGGCAGCAGCUCUAUUGGUGGGAACCCAGGCUCAGGUAUCUCAGGACCAGCUUGCCAAGACUUCUCAUACUCUAAAGCUCCUAUAACCUGAGAUGAACCUGAUCCUAUGUCUUGAUAACAAUAUCUCAAGUCUUUGGUAUCCUAGAACUAGUACUGAGCCCAUUCUAAGAUCAGCACCUAAGUCCCAACCCCAAACCAUCCUGAAUCCCAAACCCAAGAUCAGCUUGGAUCUCUAAUCCUGAGGUCAGCUCCUGAGCACCUAUCCUAGACCACUCUCAGGAACACUAGUUACUUCAUCACCUGCUCUGCCCCAUGCUUCUAAAGCCUCCCCCCCACCCCCCUGUCCCCAGGUCACCCCAAGGUCCCAAAGAAGGACAUUCCCCAGACCACCAGCAGGGCCACUUCUGAGAUCCUGACCCUCUUGCCUUUCACCUCUAACAGGUAGAGAUGCUCCUGGCUAGGACCCCUCAAAGCUCCCUUAACUCCCCAGAGCCAUCUUUCCCAGCCUCUAGGGUCUGCCACUCCUCCCUGAAUAAAGUUCUGUAUUUUGAGCUUGAGUCAAGUCUAGCUGCGGGCUGGAGUUUCCUUCCACCCCCACAUCCGAUGAAAAGGGGAAGUAGGUUGGGCUCUAGCCACAACUGCAGCUGAAGAACUUCAAACAAGUGGAAAUUGGACUCAGAGCUCAACACCCUAGAAACCCCCAAGUGGGACUGGUGAAGCGCCUUUGAGCUGGAAACCACCACAUCCAUCUGAGGCUUUUCAAAGGGAAGACACCUAGUUGUGGCAGAUUGGAGGAUUCCCAACUCAGAGGAGAUUGGGGUUGGGAUCUAAGGUAAGGUCACUUGGAAUUGAGUGGGAGUCUUCAGUAGAUGAGGGCUGGGUCCUCCAUCCUUGAUUGGGAGUCAGUAAUGCCUAAUAUUUAAGCUUACCAUCUACCAGGUGCUACCUAAGAGCUUUACUUCUAAUAAGGGUGUUGUUUCUUUUUUUUUUUUUUAAUCACUUGUUAUUUUUCAAUUAUAGUUUAAUCUAGUAAGUUUUAAUUCUCCACAAUACUCCUAUGAGACAGAUGGAACAUGGCAGAUGUGGGAUAUGAAUCCACAAGGUCUGGCUUCAGAGCCCUUGCUCUAGCAAUCCUGAGGCCUUGUGGCUUCUGAUAAUGGGUCAGAAGCUGGACUGAGGACUGGGAGCUGGGUGUAUGUAGAUUCUCAUCCUAUGCCUCCACAUCCACUGUUUCCUUCUUCUCCAUGUUUUCCUGGGAAAUUGGCAAAGGCGCUGUGGCCGGAAGUCCUGCACUCUGCAUGCGCCGCUGGGAUGAGGCCCCAGCACCUCUUGUCUGCUGCGCUAUUCCUGGCCCAGGCAGUGCCGCAUGAAGCCUCUCAACACUGUAGCCGCCUUGAGUACUGGAACCCAGACAACCAGUGCUGUGGCAGCUGCCUACAGCGCUUUGGGCCUCCCCCGUGCCCCGACUAUGAGUUUUCAGAAAACUGCGGGCUCAAUGACUUUGGUGAUCACGUAAUGCAUCCCUUCAAAAAGUGUCCUUCUGGGAAGUGCAAUCUGGACUUCGCAGAGCUAUGUGGCUUCUGUGGCAGCAGAACCAGGGCCUCCACUCCCGAGAGAAGCCGGCAGCGCUGUGAAGAGGUGCUGAAGCCUGCCCCUCCCAAGGAGCCCUGUCCCCUGAAGUUUGAAACACCCAGCGUCCCAAGCUCCCAGGAGACCAGCUCACCAGCCAUUUCCAGCCCCUCUCGAACAUCUGAAUACACCGUCCCUCAGCAGGCCCUGCUGACUUUUGCCCUGCCCCUGGUGCUGGUUCUGCUUGUGACCUCAGCAGCCAUCCUCCUGUUUACCCUGCAAAGGCACAGUCCCUAUUACCCCUGUCCUGGCUUCAACACCUCUCAAGGCUCUCUGGUGGCAUCGGAGGCAGAGCUGCCAAAUCUGGCAUCACAGCCCCUAUCUCGCCUUCUGGAUGAGUUGGAGGUGCUGGAGGAGCUGAUUGUGCUGCUGGACCCUGAGCCUGGGCCUGGUGGGGCUUUGGCCUGUGGUACCACUCGACACCUGGCUGCAAAAUAUGGACUGCCUGCUUCCUGGUCCACCUUUGCCUACUCACUGCGACCUAGUCACUCGCCUCUGCGUGCCCUGAUUGAGAUGGUGGUGGCAAGGGAGCCCUCCGCUUCUCUGGACCAGCUUGGCACAUAUCUGGCCCAGCUAGGGCGGGCAGAUGCUCUGCAGGUGCUGUCCAAACUUGCCUCAUCUGGGGCUCGCCCAGCCUAGUACUCAAUAAAGUUUCCCUUGAAAUUAA
Pipistrellus kuhlii (Kuhl's pipistrelle) is the source of this 3632-nucleotide messenger RNA. RefSeq names its product IGF like family receptor 1 (gene IGFLR1). The coding region runs from base 2549 to 3604 and encodes 351 amino acids. The record is from RefSeq and is a predicted model, not a curated record. The transcript is spliced from 4 exons. Lineage: Eukaryota; Metazoa; Chordata; Mammalia; Chiroptera; Vespertilionidae.